This is a messenger RNA of Oxyura jamaicensis (ruddy duck), 2595 nucleotides long. RefSeq names its product plasminogen (gene PLG). Bases 90 to 2498 code for a protein of 802 amino acids. Gene Ontology annotation, biological process: proteolysis. Gene Ontology annotation, molecular function: signaling receptor binding; serine-type endopeptidase activity. Gene Ontology annotation, cellular component: extrinsic component of plasma membrane. The record is from RefSeq and is a predicted model, not a curated record. NCBI's taxonomy places the organism in Eukaryota, Metazoa, Chordata, Aves, Anseriformes, Anatidae. The transcript has 19 exons.
UUUGUUUGAUGCCACCUCACUCCAGUGCAAGUCAAUAAAACUUUGUGCACCGACACACACAACUUCCAGCACCCGCCAGCUGGGCCAAAAUGGGAAUUAGCAAAGCUGCCUUGCUCUUUCUUUUUGUGCUCAGCUCAGUGCAAGGAAACAUACUAGACAGCUAUGUGAGAACAGAAGGAGCUUGGCUGCUUAACCCAAAGAAGCAACUUUAUAAGACAAAUACUAAAGAAGAAUGUGCGGAGCAGUGUGAAACUGAAACUAAAUUCACUUGCAGGGCCUUCUUAUUCACCAGUAAAGACCAACAGUGUUUUACAUUGGCUGAGAACACCAAAACAGCAGUGAUAUUCAGAAGAACAAAUGCAGUUCUUUAUGAAAAAAGACUUUAUCUUCUAGAAUGCAAGGAGGGAAAAGGGGUGAAUUACAGAGGAACAGAAGCCAAAACUCAGAAGGGUGUGCCAUGCCAGAACUGGGCUGAUAGUACACCCCAUAAACCUAAUUACACACCUGAAAAACACCCUAAUGCAGGCCUGGAAGAAAAUUACUGCAGAAACCCUGAUAAUGAUGAAAAGGGACCCUGGUGUUACACAACAGAUCCUAAUACCAGAUUUGAUUACUGUAACAUCCCAGAGUGUGAAGUGGAGUGCAUGCACUGCAGUGGAGAAAACUAUCAUGGAGUAGUUGCAACAACAGCAUCUGGACUUGAGUGCCAGCGCUGGGACUCCCAGCAACCUCACUCUCACGGAUACCUCCCUGAAAAUUUUCCGGAGAAGGAUCUGAAGAUGAAUUAUUGCCGUAAUCCUGAUGGUGAACCCCGGCCCUGGUGUUUCACUACCAACCCGAAUAAACGCUGGGAAUUUUGUAACGUUCCUCGUUGCACAACACCCCCACCAGAACCUGCACCAGGACGUCAGUGCCUAUCAGGAAGAGGAGACGACUAUCGAGGCACGAUAUCUGUUACCGAAUCAGGAAAUACCUGUCAGCACUGGAGUGCUCAAUCUCCUCACAGACAUGCUCGCACGCCUGAAAACUAUCCCUGCAAGAAUUUAGAGGAAAACUACUGUAGAAACCCUGAUGGUGAGAAGAUGCCAUGGUGUUACACCACCAACAGUACUGCUCGGUGGGAAUACUGCACCAUUCCCUCCUGUGAUGGGGUAGAGCAAGACACUGCUGCUGUUGAUGGGCCUGAGCAAGCUCAAAUUACUGAGGAGUGCUAUCAAGGCAAUGGUGUGAGUUAUCGUGGCACAAUGUCUUUCACUGUCACAGGAAAGAAAUGUCAAGCCUGGAACUCAAUGUCACCACACCGUCACAAUAAAACGUCAGACAAGUUCCCAAAUGCGGACCUGAAGCAGAAUUAUUGCAGAAACCCAGAUGCUGAUAGCCGGCCGUGGUGCUACACCACUGACCCAGGUGUGAGAUGGGAGUACUGCAACCUGAAGAAGUGUGAUGACAAUUUACAAAUCACUCUACCAAAACCUCCUCAGACAACUCUGAAACCAGAUCCUGAAUGUAUUAAUGGAAAUGGUAAAGAUUAUCGUGGCACAAUCGCGAAAACUGCAAGGGGCAGGACUUGUCAAGAUUGGAGGUCUCAGAGACCACACAGCCACGACUAUUUCACUCCCUUGACUCAUCCAGAAGCAGACCUGGGUAACAAUUAUUGCAGGAAUCCUGAUGGAGAUGUGAAUGGACCUUGGUGCUACACAACAGACCCAAGAAAAGCCUGGGAGUACUGUGACAUUCCCAAGUGCCCUCCUACUCAGUAUGAGUGUGGGAAAUCCAAGUUCAGACAAAAGUUGUGUGCUCAAAGGAUUGUUGCUGGGUGUAUUUCACAUCCACACUCUUGGCCCUGGCAAAUCAGUCUCCGGACAAGCUUUGGCCUGCAUUUCUGUGGGGGAACUCUGAUAGACCCACAGUGGGUUCUUACUGCUGCUCACUGCCUAGAAAAGUCAUCACGGCCAUCUGCAUAUAAAGUAUAUCUUGGAUUACACAAAGAAAGAGCAUUAGAGCCAUCAGUGCAGAAAAUAGAUGUUGAGAAAUUGUUCAAGGAGCCACACAGAGUGGAUAUUGCUCUACUAAAACUGAAGAGCCCAGCAAUCAUCAAUAAUCAUGUAAUUCCAGUUUGCUUGCCUAAAGAAAAUUCUGUGUUAGGAGGAAGAGAGGAGUGCUAUGUGACAGGUUGGGGAGAUACAAAAGGAACUGGUGGUGAUGGCUACUUAAAAGAAACAGGUUUCCCUGUAAUUGAGAAUAAAAUAUGCAACCGCCCUGAAUUUUUGAAUGGGAAAGUCAAAAAUCAUGAACUCUGUGCUGGGAAUAUUCAUGGAGGCACAGAUAGCUGCCAGGGGGACAGUGGAGGACCUCUAGUCUGUCUAGACCAAGAUAAAUUUGUCCAACAUGGAGUUACCUCCUGGGGCCUUGGCUGUGCCCAGCCCAUGAAACCUGGAGUUUAUGUUCGAGUUUCUAAUUAUAUUCCUUGGAUUAAGAGCAUAAUGGAAAACAACUGAUACUGGGUAUGGACUGCCCUCUCCUGGAAAGCAGUAUGCACAUUAGAAAUACAAGAUUCCAAGUGCAAUAUUAAAGCUACAAUCAUUCCUUUAAAAA